UCCAACAAUGUACUUGCACCGAUUAUUUUUAAAUUAGAGUAAAUCCGCAUUCAUGUAUGUGUAUAUAUACGUACAUCAAGAUUUUGACGAAGAUUAAAGGAAGCAUUUACAAAAAAUUAGCAGAUCAAGAGACUUCUGAGGAUUAAGGAGCGCAAAAUGUCCACAGAAAGUCUAAACCGCUUGAGUGACAUUGAAUUACACAAAAGGCUGAUUGACAGCGGUUUCCCAAAUAUACCAGUGACUGAGACGACGCGAGCUCUUUUAAUUAAAAAACUCAAGACGCAUGCCAAAACCGAGAAGCUGCUGAAAAGGAAAAAAGUAAACAACUUUGUACUCUACUCAAAGGACAAUCAAGACCCUUAUGCACAGACAACAGCCAAUUUAAGCGUACCCGGAAGUUCGUCUGACAAUAAUAAUGACAUCAAAUUAAGCAGAAAUAAUCAAGGAUCAUUUUACAAUCACCAUUAUAUGGAUGAAUCUGAUACAAAUAUCCCACAUAAUAUGAUCACGACGCCGUCGUCUGCAUCGAGAAUGUAUGCUCCCCCGCCGGUCUUGGCAUCCAAUUACGAUAAUGACAAUGAAUGCGAGCCCCCACCGCACACACUGAAUAAUAUGUCCAAUAAAUACCGCAAGCCAUGCUCUAUGCCCUGCUCCAGCUCUAAUCCAGGAUCGCCAUCUGUGUCUGUGGAUGCUCCCGGCCCAUAUGUGAGCAAGCCAUCAAAUGGAAAGCCUAAUCUUUCAGAGGGCGGUGUUGUCAACAGAUUGCUUAGUUUUCGUGAUAGCACCAUACAGAGGAAAUUCGGUUAUUCUGUGCAUGUAGCAAAGCUGCCAGCGCCCGCCAGGAAUGGCGGUAAUAAUAUUAAACGAUUCAUGAUCUCCGAUCUGAAGGCAUUUUUUCGAAAACCCGAUAGCAGUCAGUACAUAAUACCGCAAGUACUAAUUGCCUUGUUCAUUAUAUUUCUGUCAAUAAUAACGGUUUUGUAUGUGGCUAAGAAAUUCGACAAAAGCCCGAUCGAUCGAGCAGCGGUAAAUUUCAAACUGUGCAGUAACAACAAUGAAGGAAUUCAAUUGUCGACGGCCAACGAAAAGGUCACAUGCCUUGGUAAUGAGCUAUUAACCAGCGCCUUGGCCUUUAGUGAGGUACUUUUCCAAGAACUUAACGAACGAGCACAGAGAUUUCACUGCCAGCAUGAAGAUCUGUCACCCACCAUUGAAGUGAAUGAGUUUGUUCGUGAAAUCACAUCUAGAGGCAAGAUGGCAAAAUCUAAUGUGCAAAGUAAUCUCUUGGCUUCAACAUAUCUUAUCAGUCAAAAUCCGCAAUGGAUGAUUCGGAUGACAGACUCAGAUCAGACAUCGUUUGAGCUAAUACAACCCAGUUUGCCGCUCAAAUGCAUUAUUGUGAAGAAAAUUACGCGCUUCUUUACAGUAUUUGGAUUAAUUAUCCUUGUUGUGUUGGGUCUGCUUCUUGUCUAUUUUGCAAUCGCAUUUUAUCGGGCCAGACAAAGGGAAAGCCUAUGUGCAGCGGAACAAUUGACCAAAGAUAUAAUAAACGAAUUAGUCUAUCAGAGUUCGAUAUCAGAGACACCGGAGAUAAUUGUAAGUCAACUGCAGGAGAAGUUGAUACCACCCAACAGGCGAUCGAGAUUGUUGUCCGCCUGGAAUAGGGCUAUCAAGAUGCUGGAAACUACUGACAAUCGUGUACAUUUCGGUUUGAUAUUGCGUGACGGCAAACAAUUGCGCACCAUCGCUUGGAGUCGUAAAGUGGAUAAAAAGAAUUUCGGUACAGUUAAGAAAUGGCAGAGUCCAGCAUUUGAUAACUCGAACAAGAUAGCUAACCCGCCGACACCCUGUCUAAAAAUCAGACACAUGUUCGACGCAUCCGAGGUGGAACAGCCAAAUUUAAAGCAACUAAUUGUCGAGUCGAUUUUCGAAAAAGUUGGUCCUCGCUGUAAGAUAUGUGAUGUCCAAUUGGAUACACAAUCCUGCUGCGUCUAUAUCCGAUGCGCUAGCGAAGCGGAUGCUGGAAUGAUUCACAACGAGAUCAAUGGAUGGUGGUUCGACAAACGAUUGAUAUCAAUCAAAUUCUUAAGAUUGGAACGCUACUUGUGUCGGUUUCCAAAACCCUCCGGCGAACCCUUAUUAUAAGGCCUCACGAUGUACCCAAGACUCACUCAUAAAAACUAAAAAAACAAUUUUUUAUCAUGUAGUCAGAUACUUAAAUUAUUAAAUGCGAAUUUCUAUUUUACUUGUA
Molecule: messenger RNA, 2251 nt
Organism: Drosophila willistoni
Lineage: Eukaryota; Metazoa; Arthropoda; Insecta; Diptera; Drosophilidae
Gene: MAN1
Product: inner nuclear membrane protein Man1
Exons: 2
Coding region: 157-2145 (662 amino acids)
Biological process (GO): nuclear envelope organization; negative regulation of BMP signaling pathway
Cellular component (GO): nuclear inner membrane
Molecular function (GO): chromatin DNA binding
Source: RefSeq, a predicted model, not a curated record